AGUUUGCUUUGAGCGCUGGAACGCGAAAGUCGUCGACGGAGGGCCAACGUUGCGGAUGAAAGUUUCGAAGCGAACUGGGAAGAUUUUUGAAAAGCGCAGGCGUGCAACGGUUUUUUUUUUUUAGUUUUUCUUUUUUUUUUUUGGGGGGGUUUGGGCUACGCUUCGCGGCGAGCGGUGAAUGGCAGCCUUUUUUUCGAGUGUGGUGGCUGAGUGCAAUUCAAAACGCAUUUCGUGCAUAAUUUGUGGAAUUUUACGCGUUGUAAAAUCAAUUUCAUUGUGCAAAUUUGAAAACUUGCCUGCUUUCCGUUGGCUUUCAGCGGCAACAGCUGAAAUAUAAUGCAGCCACAUCAAGCGGGCAAGCAAUAAACAAAUAUCAAAAAAAAAAAAAAAACCAAGAAAAUUUACAAAAUAUAAAAACACACACAUUUGAAGAGUCAACAACAGCGAUUACAAGGCACUAAAAACCAAAGGAAGAGGGAUCUCUUCGGGAUCAGGAUGUCGGCUGCCACGCACAUGGCAAUGCCGGCUCACGCCGUCGUCCCGCCGCCCGGCACACCGCCGGUGCUGGGGGGCAGUGGGUGCUCCAAUCUUAGCCUGCCGUCGGGCAAGCGUGGCCACAAGCGCAGCGUUUCGCUGGAGAAUAAUGCACCACUGGCACUGCGCAGCACACCUAGCAUGGGUCAAUCCUCGCUGGGCUCGCCGCUGCUGCAAUUUGGCCAGGCUGCGCCUGGGCAAGGACACUCGCAGGGCUUUCACACGGGCACAUUGAAGUCGCGCCAGGAGCAGCGUCGUCUGAGCCAAAAGUUCGGGAGUCACAGCAACUUGGAUGAUGAGGGUGUGGGCAUUGGCGUGGGCAUGGGCAUGGGCAUGGGCCUGCAGAUGCGCAGCAAGUUCCAGAAUAUACGACAAAUGUUCGAGCUGAGUCGCAGUUGUGUGGGCGGCGGGGGCGGCGAUGGCAGAGGGGGCGCGGCCGAGGAGGAGGCAAUGCAAUCUCUGCCAGCAACAUUGCCGCAGCAACAUCAGCAGCAGCAGCAGAGGCGCACCACGCCCAUUGCCGGCGGAAGUCGCCACCAGCAACAGCAACAAAUGGGCGAGGCGGAACAGACCAGCGGCAACUUUCUGCGACCCAUUGCCUUCAAGCCCAUUCCAUUUGAGCCGGACUACCGCAUCGCCUGCCAGCAGCAGCAGCAGCAUCAGCAGCAACUGCAGUUGCAACAACAGCAGCAACAGCAGCAGCAGCAGCAGCAGCAGCAACAGUUGCAGCUGCAACACCAACAGCAGCAGCAGCAUCAACAGCAACAUCAACAUCAACAUCAACAACAACAUCAGUCGCUGCAGCUGCCGACGGAGGGCGGGCAGGCGGGGGGCGUGGCGGCCGAGCGGUACGGCUACGGAUCGACGCCGUCACUUGCCCCACUGCCCACCGCAUCGGCCCAGAAAUUUGGCAGUACCACUGACCUACGACACUUGGCCGCUCGACGACGAAAUCAUCGCCUGCUGCAGCGUUGCAGUAACGAGGACGCCCUGACCCUUGACCUCUUGAGCACGGGCAGCCACGACAGACCCGAUGGUGCCAGCAGCAAGAGCAGCGGCACUGUGGUGGGCAGCAGCGACUUGACGCCCUCGCCGUCGGAUUCUGGGAUCUCGGAACUGGAGGCGGCGCUGAAGGAUCGCGAUUCGGAGCUCUCGUACCUGCGACAGGCCAUGGAGCACAAUGAGAAAGUAAUUUUCCAAGUUCAAAAGGACAAGGAGGUGUACUGGGAGCACGAGACGCAGCGUUUGCGGCUCUUCUACGAGGGUCAGCAGCGGGAGUGUCAACUGAAGCUGCGCAAGAUGGAGCAGCUACUCGGACUGCAGCAGUUCCAGCUGAAGCAGCACAAGCUGCGCCAAUCGGAGCAGGUCAAUCGGCUGCAGCAGCAGCUCGAUUUGGCCAGAGACUCCAGCCAGGGGCUGCAACAGCAGGUGGACGCACUGCGUCACCAGCUGGAGGACAGCGAGUGGCGCGUCUGCGAGCGCAACGGGGAGAUAGCUUUACUCAAGACGCAGCUCAAGGAGGCGCAUCUGGAAAUCAACAUGAAGGAUCAUGCGAUUGUCAGCCUGAAGCACAGCAGCAACAGGAGCAGCAGCAGCAGCAACAGCAACAGCAACAAGUCCUGUGACACAAACACAAGCCAAAGUCAACCAAAGCAGCAGGCGAAAGAGGAGCAGCAGCAGCAACAGCAUCCAGAGUUGCAGCAACAGCAACAGCAGCAGCAACAGCAACAGCAACAGCAACAGCAACAGCAACAGCAACAGCAACAGCAACAGCAACAGCAACAACAGCAGCAACAGCAGCAACAGCAACUCAAGCAACAACAUCAGCCCGACCAGCAGCAACUGCAGAAGAUCAUCACGCUGAAGGAUCAGGUGAUUGGAGCUCUGACCAGCGAGCUGGCCAAGUUGCGCAAGGAGCUCUCCGAUCUGGCCAUUGCCCACGAGUACGGCGAGGAGCCCUGCGGCCGAUACACUCGUCUCAAGCAGCAGCUGGACAAUCUAAACGAGAUUUGCCAGAAGACACGAAAGUACACAACAACAUCCGCAUCACCAACAGCAGUAGCAUCGCCAGCAGCACAAGUGGCACCACCAGCACCAUCGCCGGCAGCACACGUAGCAACACCAAGCUGUGCCCAGGAGCUGCCCAAGUUGGAUGUGCUGGUGCAGCGAUUGCAAUUGGACCAGGGACAGGGUACGCAGCAAACGCUGGACACGCUCAUCGAGGAGUCCACCACGUAUGCGGAGGAUAUAGCCAAGCUGCGCCAGAAACUGGACGACUUUCGUCUGAAUCUCGAGCUGGAGAAGCGUCAGUGGAGCGCCGAGAAGGACAAAGUGCUGGGCUACCAGAAGCAGUUGCAGGCCCACUAUAUUCAAAUGUACCAGAAGCUGCGCUGCCUGGAUAGCGCUGGAGCAGCAGUUGGCCAAGUGGAGGCCACCAGUGGUAACUGAGCGGAGCUGAAAAGUGCAGGCGCAAUGGUGCUAUCAUCGCUGGGUUAACAAACUUAGGAAGCAAGUGGAAGACUUUCUUCCUUACAACUGAUCAAUAUAUAAUGUUUUUAAAAUAUAUAAACAUAUCUGAAUACUAUUUAUAUAGGCAAAAUGUAAAUGUACUUUUGCUAUAAAAAUCGAUUCUUUAGAUUGUCUGCUAUUAUUCUUAAUGGUAACUUUUAUUAAAAAUAAAAGUUGAUGGCACUCAAAACCAGUGAGUUGAAACAUUUUCCUUCCCUCGGCGAUAAAUAAUACACGAUUUUCGAUAUUACUAGAGUUGAUGUACACAGAAACUCUGAUGAAUAUUUAU
Messenger RNA from Drosophila melanogaster (fruit fly), 3331 nucleotides. RefSeq lists its product as uncharacterized. The record is from RefSeq and is marked reviewed. Bases 496 to 2982 code for a protein of 828 amino acids. The transcript has 7 exons. Gene Ontology annotation, cellular component: cytoplasm. Lineage: Eukaryota; Metazoa; Arthropoda; Insecta; Diptera; Drosophilidae.